AUGACACAAAAAUUUCAAACUCGUUUUGCUGAUUCUUAUCCUCAUUUGCCUAUUCUUCUUUUCACUCAAAAUUUAUCACUCACAGGCAAUACAAGUAAACUUAUUUUAUUGGCAAAUGGAUUUUUUAAUAGUCGAGAUUGGGAAGGUAUUGGUGCACCACAUAAAACAUCGACACAAAAAAUGACUGAACUCUAUUGUCCAUUUUUUUCUAAUCGUUGUGAUAUAACAAUCGAUUUUAAUCGUCUUUCUGAAGCAGAUGCUGUUGUUUAUCAUAUGUAUAAUGAUAUUGACAAAACGCUAGUUACUGGAAAACGUCAUCCUAAACAACGUUUUGUAUUUGCUUUAUGGGAGUCACCAGCGAAUUCACGGAAUUUAGGUUCUUAUGGUCGAUUUUUCAAUUGGACAAUGACUUAUCGAUCUGAUUCUCAUAUUCUAACAUCAUAUUAUUCUCAAACUGCAUAUUUCCAUAAAUCAAAUCCUUAUUAUCAAUUACUGUUAAAAGAAAAUUCUACACAUCAACUUAACUUGCAAACAAAAAAAGUCGACCAUCGACCAUCCGAUGAAGUAUUACAAAAGAAAAAAUUAGGUACAGCUGCUGCUUUAAUAUCAAAUUGUGGUGGUUCCAGUCAACGAUUACAAUUUAUAGAUAAAUUAAAACGUUAUAUUGAUGUCAAAGUUUAUGGAACGUGUGGAGAAGGGUGUCCAUCAAAUAUGAAUUGUCGACAAUUUAUAGCUGAAAACUAUUUUUUUAUUCUUAGUUUUGAAAAUAGUCUUUGCUUAGAAUAUACAACUGAGAAAUUUUUCGAUUCACUUCAAUAUCCAGUUGUACCAGUUGUACGAGGACAAACAAAUUAUUCCUACUUUAUUCCAUCAUCUGGAUAUAUUGAUACCAAUGAAUUUUCUAAUAUGAGUUCAUUAGCUCGAUAUCUUAAUGAAACUCGUUAUAAUAAAAAAAAAUAUUUAUCAUAUUUUUCAUGGAAAAAAGAUUAUGUUUGGGGUUUACAUAAAUUUAUGAGUCCAUUUUGUGAUCUUUGUUUACGUCUUCAUCGUGAUUCAAAACCAAAUAUUAUUGAUGAUAUUCACGAUUGGUGGUUUAAUGGCACUUGUGAACAACAAGUACGUAUACCUGCUUGA
Molecule: messenger RNA, 1134 nt
Organism: Rotaria sp. Silwood1
Lineage: Eukaryota; Metazoa; Rotifera; Eurotatoria; Philodinida; Philodinidae
Source: the annotation of a GenBank genome assembly